GAGAUUCAUUCCAAGCUGUUAGGAAUUUCCCCAAAACGAUUACAGCUCAAGGCGUGAGCAUCAAAGGCUCCUGACGAAUGUAAAACCUUAAAUAGAACCCGCGUGGUGGCUUUCAGCCCUCCUGAAAAUGACGAAAGUCCCCAGAGCCACGCAGGAGCCACCAACCACAAUGCAAAAGCACCGAUUUUCACCAGAACAGGUGAAAUCUCCGGUGUGUCCCCCGAGAAGGACCCCAAAACCCCGGUGAGCCAGGCAUGGAGCCAGAGCCUCCUUAAGAGGCGGUGGUGUGGGGUGAGGAGCUGCUUCCAAUUGCGAGGCAGGCAGCACAUGACAUAAGAUGCUUCGGAUCAGCCUCCUGGGCGCUAGUUUAAAAAUAAAAGCUGUUCCACCUCGUCCUCGGUGCCGGUCCGGAGUGGCUGCGGGAGGAGAGGCUGCACCAAGGAGAUGCGGUGGACGAUGCUGUGUGAGUCAGAUGCACGCAUGGCUCUUGCAGAACCAGUCCCCACGGCUUGUUUUAAUUCAGAUCCUCAAGGGAACUGUGAGGUGUCACUGGAUGAUGUACUGCUCAGCUCUUCAGCUAGGACUGAUGGGGUCAAUGGCAUUGGGAGAGUUGAAGACACUAAGGCAGGAGGAUGUCAGACAGACAUGCUUGGUUUCACAGCAGCAUCCUCACCUCCUGCCUCCAGGGUGUGGACAACACGGUGUGAUGGAGAAGUCAGGCUGAGGAUGGAUGAACAGGGCAUAGGCAGUGAGGCACCAAAAACUGUUCACCAACUGUUCCAGGAGGCUGCCAGCAAAUAUGGUGAUUAUUAUGCCCUUGCAUCCAAAAAGGGGGGGCAGUGGAUAAAACUGACAUAUAAGAUGUACUACAAGGAGUGCUGGAAAGCAGCAAAAAGCUUUCUGAAGCUGGGCCUGGAGCGUUUCCAUGGAGUCUGCAUCUUGGGAUUUAACUCUGCAGAGUGGUUUAUUGCUGACAUUGGAGCUAUCCUGGCAGGUGGGUUUGCUGUUGGUAUCUACACUACAAACUCUCCUGAGGCCUGUCAUUAUGUAGCAGACAACUGCAGUGCCAACAUCGUGGUUGUGGAAAACCAUAAACAGCUGCAGAAAAUCUUAGAAGUACAGCACAAACUGCCUCAUCUGAAAGCUAUAAUCCAGUAUGGGGAAGAGCUCAAAGAGACAAGACCAAAUCUGUACUCUUGGAGUCAGUUCAUGGAUCUUGGCAAAGACAUUCCAGAUGCUCAGCUCCAGGAAGUCAUUGAGUCACAGAAGCCCAACCAGUGCUGCACACUCAUCUACACCUCGGGGACAACUGGGCAGCCAAAGGGAGUCAUGCUCAGCCAUGACAAUCUGACAUGGACAGCAGCAGCAGCUGGGAGUUUCAUCAGGCUGACAGAUGCUAAGGAGAAGCAGGAGCUGGUGGUCAGUUACCUGCCCCUCAGCCACAUCGCUGCCCAGAUGUCGGAUAUUUGGUCGGCGAUGACGUUUGGUGUCCAGGUGUUCUUUGCUCAACCAGAUGCCUUAAAGGGCACCUUGGGAGACACCCUGAGGGAAGUGAGGCCGACUGCUUUUUUGGGAGUUCCUCGUGUCUGGGAAAAAAUGGAAGAAAAAAUGAAAUCCAUUGGUGCAAAAUCAUCAACACUCAGAAGGAAAGUGGCAUCGUGGGCCAAGGGAGUUGGGCUGCAGACAAACCUGAAGCGGAUGAAUGGGUGCUCGGAAGUCCCGGUGGAUUUCCGCCUGGCCAGGCACCUGGUGUACAGGAGGGUGCGCAGGGCCCUGGGGCUGGAUCGCUGCACCAGGUGCUACACGGGGGCUGCUCCCAUCACCAGGGAGACCCUGGAGUUUUUUUUAAGUCUGAACAUUCCCGUGCUGGAGCUCUAUGGCAUGAGUGAGAGCUCGGGGCCUCACACAAUCUCCCUACCUCAGGCGUUCAAGCUUACCAGCUGUGGAAAGGAAAUCACAGGCUGCAGGACGUUAAUUCACAAGCCAGAUGGAGAUGGUGUUGGGGAGAUCUGCUUCUCAGGAAGGCACAUCUUCAUGGGCUACCUCAACAUGGAAGAGAAAACCAAAGAGGCAAUUGAUGAGGAUGGAUGGCUGCACUCAGGUGACCUUGGCAAGCACGACAAAGAUGGGUUCCUCUACAUCACUGGCAGGAUUAAAGAGCUGAUCAUCACUGCUGGAGGUGAGAACAUUCCUCCUGUUCCAAUUGAGGAUGCUGUAAAAGAUGCUGUUCCCAUCAUCAGCAAUGCAAUGUUGGUUGGAGACAAAGCAAAAUUUCUUGCUAUGCUCCUAACUCUAAAGUGCAAAGUAGACAUGGAAACUGGUGAGCCAGGAGAUGAUCUCACUCCAGAAGCUGUUGAAUACUGCCAGAAAGUGGGCAGCAAGGCUACGAAAGUCUCUGAAAUCAUCAGCAGCAAAGACAAGGCUGUCUACACUGCUAUCCAGAAGGGAAUUUCAGCAGUCAAUGAGAGGGCUGUCUCCAAUGCACAGAAAGUCCAGAAAUGGGUUAUCCUGGAGAAGGACUUUUCUCUCUUUGGUGGAGAGCUUGGCCCAACCAUGAAGCUGAAGAGGCCAGCAGUGGUGCACAAGUACAAAGACCAAAUUGCUCAGUUCUACUCAGAGCUGGAGGCACCAACCCCACCAGCCAACUCCCUCCAGCAGUAGUGUGGCUGCUUGGCCUCAUGGACUGAAGCAAACCCAGAGGUUGGUUCUGCUGCUGCUGCCUGGGCUCCCCAGGAGGGUUCCUGGGGAAUAAAUGAGGCUCUGGCAUCACACAGCCCUUCCCCCCCCUUCCCUGCCCCUUUCCUGCUGCAGCGUGUGGAGUGUUUGUGCCCUGUGUGCUCUCCUGGCUGUGUUGCAAUGCUGAGAGAUUCCUAAAUAUCCCCUUCCUAUUUUUUGUCUUUCCAUUUUUAUCAGGGCAAUGUUUACCUUGGAUCCAUCUUCCACGUCACAGUUUAACCAAAGUUUUCUUUUCCUGAGCUGAAUGUAAACCAAUCAGGAACUGCAGUUUUCCUGCUGAGGAGGAAAAAAGGGCAGAUUUCUUUUUAUAUUGUGUACAUUUAAUUACAUGCUGCUGCCACCUGAGUUAUUUUAAACCUCUUUACCCACAAAUUGUGUCUUCUGUCAAAGAUGAUGGAUGCUCUGUGACCACACGUGCUGCCUCAGCAUGCAUGUGGAACCUCAUGUUUGUAUGUGCAAUAUUUUGAGUCUCUUUUACCUUUUUGAGUUCGAAUGAAGCCAUAAAUUGUAUUGUUCAAGUAGUAGAUGUGUUGCCUGUGUCCUGAAAAGUGUUUUCCACAAAGGGAUUAUUUUUAAGGAUGUCUGGGAGCUCUGUCAGGGCUUUUCCAGUCCUUGUGGUGCUGGAAGGGCUGGGCUGAGGCUUUGGGCCAGCACCAGGGAGGAGAUGGUGCUGGGACACAGGGUCCUGGUGCUUCUGAGGGUCU
Calypte anna (Anna's hummingbird) is the source of this 3440-nucleotide messenger RNA. RefSeq names its product acyl-CoA synthetase bubblegum family member 2 (gene ACSBG2). Gene Ontology annotation, molecular function: long-chain fatty acid-CoA ligase activity. The transcript has 15 exons. Gene Ontology annotation, cellular component: endoplasmic reticulum; membrane. Bases 445 to 2661 code for a protein of 738 amino acids. NCBI's taxonomy places the organism in Eukaryota, Metazoa, Chordata, Aves, Apodiformes, Trochilidae. The record is from RefSeq and is a predicted model, not a curated record.